AUGAAGCCAGCCACCGCUACAAAGUCCCCCAAUGGUCGUGGGAGCCUCUACAAGGAGGUUCGCUUUUCGCCUACGCCAACUCCCGUCCGUCGAACACAGUCAGUACCGGACACCCAUCUCGACUCGAGGUCAAACUAUACUGGCGGCCCAGAUAUAGAAGCAGCCAGUUAUUCAGUUGUAAGCGCUGAGUACCUAAGACAAGUACGGUCGCUCCUCGAUCGCCAGCGGGCAAACUUCGAGCAUGAGAGGAAGCUAUUCAACGAGGAACGACAUCUAUGGGAGAAUGAACGUGCGCUACUAAACCAGAGGAUCUCUGAAUUAGAGUCGCUGCUCAAGGGUAGGGGAUCCACAGGGACCGCCGCUACUAGUACAGCCGCGCUCCCGACCGGCACUUUUCAACAUUAUGCAUCAUCAUCAUCAUCUGCAUUUCACAGCCAAUUCAGUCACCCACUUUCGGCAGACCAUACUGGUUCUUCUCACCCGACAAGUACCCAAGUGUGGGAAGGCUCUAGCCCUGGCAGCAAACCCACGAGGGUAUUCCCUAACGUGGAGAAGACAGACUUCUCAGGUCUCCUAUUUCCGGAGCAAGGAGGCAAUCCAUCGGUCUCUGCGCCAUCCUUGGACGCUGCCCUUUCACCCAAGUCCCAUGCGACUGACUUGACCUCGAGCACAUGCGUGCCUGUCCCAAUUGAGAGGCUUGAUAGCAAACUCGACGGGAUCACGCUCAAGUCCUCGGCUUUGCCGCCAGAAAUUGUCGCUCGAGUAAUUACGCCACCAUCGCCACCAUCCCUCGAGGGCUCUCCAUCACUUUCUUCCAGACCCUCUGCUGAGCACCGCAACAGCCUCAAACUGAAACUGUCUGAACUUGGGCCCCCAGAGUUUAACCUGACCAGGAACGCCGGUCACACACCCAUGGCUAGGAUCGAUCGGGACGUCGACACGGAGCAGCCGUCACCCCAGGAGACCGCGAACGAGGAGGAACCCCUCGCUUCGGAAGCGCCUCGGCAACCUGCAGAAAACUCCGACUCGUACUUUGGGGAUUUGGCGGAUGACCCUGCCCUGAAGGGGCCACUUACCUUGCUGAAUGAGGAAGAGCAUGAUAGUGAGUUUCUGAAGGAGCUUGAUCAGAAGCUUCUGGACCAGGUCAAGCAGGCCCUUGGCUAUCCCCGAAGCACUGAUCAGAAACAGGCUGAAGUCGAGCCCCCGAGUCAGGGUGAUGAGCCCGAAUUAAGGUUCAAGAAUACGACGAACUUUGGUACGGCUUUUGGGAAUUCGGACUGUGGGAAGGUGUAG
Molecule: messenger RNA, 1293 nt
Organism: Aspergillus tubingensis
Lineage: Eukaryota; Fungi; Ascomycota; Eurotiomycetes; Eurotiales; Aspergillaceae
Exons: 1
Coding region: 1-1293 (430 amino acids)
Source: RefSeq, a predicted model, not a curated record